Messenger RNA from Closterium sp. Naga37s-1, 7035 nucleotides. NCBI's taxonomy places the organism in Eukaryota, Viridiplantae, Streptophyta, Zygnematophyceae, Desmidiales, Closteriaceae. The record is from the annotation of a GenBank genome assembly.
AUGGAGUGGAGAUGUGAGAAACAUGCUUUGGACGAGAAACAUGCUUUGGACGAGAAACAUGCUUUGGACGAGAAACAUGCAUUGGACGAGAAACAUGCUUUGGACGAGAAACAUGCAUUGGACGAGAAACAUGCUUUGGACGAGAAACAUGCUUUGGACGAGAAACAUGCAUUGGACGAGAAACAUGCUUUGGACGAGAAACAUGCUUUGGACGAGAAACAUGCUUUGGACGAGAAACAUGCAUUGGACGAGAAACAUGCUUUGGACGAGAAACAUGCAUUGGACGAGAAACAUGCUUUGGACGAGAAACAUGCAUUGGACGAGAAACAUGCAUUGGACGAGAAACAUGCUUUGGACGAGAAACAUGCUUUGGACGAGAAACAUGCUUUGGACGAGAAACAUGCUUUGGACGAGAAACAUGCUUUGGACGAGAAACAUGCUUUGGACGAGAAACAUGCUUUGGACGAGAAACAUGCAUUGGACGAGAAACAUGCUUUGGACGAGAAACAUGCUUUGGACGAGAAACAUGCAUUGGACGAGAAACAUGCAUUGGACGAGAAACAUGCUUUGGACGAGAAACAUGCUUUGGACGAGAAACAUGCUUUGGACGAGAAACAUGCAUUGGACGAGAAACAUGCUUUGGACGAGAAACAUGCAUUGGACGAGAAACAUGCUUUGGACGAGAAACAUGCUUUGGACGAGAAACAUGCAUUGGACGAGAAACAUGCUUUGGACGAGAAACAUGCUUUGGACGAGAAACAUGCUUUGGACGAGAAACAUGCUUUGGACGAGAAACAUGCAUUGGACGAGAAACAUGCUUUGGACGAGAAACAUGCUUUGGACGAGAAACAUGCAUUGGACGAGAAACAUGCAUUGGACGAGAAACAUGCUUUGGACGAGAAACAUGCUUUGGACGAGAAACAUGCUUUGGACGAGAAACAUGCAUUGGACGAGAAACAUGCAUUGGACGAGAAACAUGCAUUGGACGAGAAACAUGCUUUGGACGAGAAACAUGCUUUGGACGAGAAACAUGCUUUGGACGAGAAACAUGCUUUGGACGAGAAACAUGCUUUGGACGAGAAACAUGCUUUGGACGAGAAACAUGCAUUGGACGAGAAACAUGCUUUGGACGAGAAACAUGCUUUGGACGAGAAACAUGCAUUGGACGAGAAACAUGCAUUGGACGAGAAACAUGCUUUGGACGAGAAACAUGCUUUGGACGAGAAACAUGCUUUGGACGAGAAACAUGCUUUGGACGAGAAACAUGCUUUGGACGAGAAACAUGCUUUGGACGAGAAACAUGCUUUGGACGAGAAACAUGCAUUGGACGAGAAACAUGCUUUGGACGAGAAACAUGCUUUGGACGAGAAACAUGCAUUGGACGAGAAACAUGCAUUGGACGAGAAACAUGCUUUGGACGAGAAACAUGCUUUGGACGAGAAACAUGCUUUGGACGAGAAACAUGCUUUGGACGAGAAACAUGCAUUGGACGAGAAACAUGCUUUGGACGAGAAACAUGCAUUGGACGAGAAACAUGCUUUGGACGAGAAACAUGCUUUGGACGAGAAACAUGCAUUUGGACGAGAAACAUGCUAUUGGACGAGAAACAUGCUUUGGACGAGAAACAUGCAUUGGACGAGAAACAUGCUUUGGACGAGAAACAUGCUUUGGACGAGAAACAUGCAUUGGACGAGAAACAUGCUUUGGACGAGAAACAUGCUUUGGACGAGAAACAUGCAUUGGACGAGAAACAUGCAUUGGACGAGAAACAUGCUUUGGACGAGAAACAUGCUUUGGACGAGAAACAUGCUUUGGACGAGAAACAUGCAUUGGACGAGAAACAUGCAUUGGACGAGAAACAUGCUUUGGACGAGAAACAUGCAUUGGACGAGAAACAUGCAUUGGACGAGAAACAUGCUUUGGACGAGAAACAUGCUUUGGACGAGAAACAUGCUUUGGACGAGAAACAUGCUUUGGACGAGAAACAUGCAUUGGACGAGAAACAUGCAUUGGACGAGAAACAUGCUUUGGACGAGAAACAUGCUUUGGACGAGAAACAUGCAUUGGACGAGAAACAUGCUUUGGACGAGAAACAUGCAUUGGACGAGAAACAUGCUUUGGACGAGAAACAUGCUUUGGACGAGAAACAUGCAUUGGACGAGAAACAUGCUUUGGACGAGAAACAUGCUUUGGACGAGAAACAUGCAUUGGACGAGAAACAUGCAUUGGACGAGAAACAUGCUUUGGACGAGAAACAUGCUUUGGACGAGAAACAUGCUUUGGACGAGAAACAUGCAUUGGACGAGAAACAUGCUUUGGACGAGAAACAUGCAUUGGACGAGAAACAUGCUUUGGACGAGAAACAUGCUUUGGACGAGAAACAUGCAUUGGACGAGAAACAUGCUUUGGACGAGAAACAUGCUUUGGACGAGAAACAUGCUUUGGACGAGAAACAUGCUUUGGACGAGAAACAUGCAUUGGACGAGAAACAUGCUUUGGACGAGAAACAUGCUUUGGACGAGAAACAUGCAUUGGACGAGAAACAUGCAUUGGACGAGAAACAUGCUUUGGACGAGAAACAUGCUUUGGACGAGAAACAUGCUUUGGACGAGAAACAUGCAUUGGACGAGAAACAUGCAUUGGACGAGAAACAUGCUUUGGACGAGAAACAUGCUUUGGACGAGAAACAUGCUUUGGACGAGAAACAUGCAUUGGACGAGAAACAUGCUUUGGACGAGAAACAUGCAUUGGACGAGAAACAUGCUUUGGACGAGAAACAUGCUUUGGACGAGAAACAUGCAUUGGACGAGAAACAUGCUUUGGACGAGAAACAUGCUUUGGACGAGAAACAUGCUUUGGACGAGAAACAUGCUUUGGACGAGAAACAUGCAUUGGACGAGAAACAUGCUUUGGACGAGAAACAUGCUUUGGACGAGAAACAUGCAUUGGACGAGAAACAUGCAUUGGACGAGAAACAUGCUUUGGACGAGAAACAUGCUUUGGACGAGAAACAUGCUUUGGACGAGAAACAUGCAUUGGACGAGAAACAUGCAUUGGACGAGAAACAUGCUUUGGACGAGAAACAUGCAUUGGACGAGAAACAUGCAUUGGACGAGAAACAUGCUUUGGACGAGAAACAUGCUUUGGACGAGAAACAUGCUUUGGACGAGAAACAUGCUUUGGACGAGAAACAUGCAUUGGACGAGAAACAUGCAUUGGACGAGAAACAUGCUUUGGACGAGAAACAUGCUUUGGACGAGAAACAUGCAUUGGACGAGAAACAUGCUUUGGACGAGAAACAUGCAUUGGACGAGAAACAUGCUUUGGACGAGAAACAUGCUUUGGACGAGAAACAUGCAUUGGACGAGAAACAUGCUUUGGACGAGAAACAUGCUUUGGACGAGAAACAUGCAUUGGACGAGAAACAUGCAUUGGACGAGAAACAUGCUUUGGACGAGAAACAUGCUUUGGACGAGAAACAUGCUUUGGACGAGAAACAUGCAUUGGACGAGAAACAUGCUUUGGACGAGAAACAUGCUUUGGACGAGAAACAUGCAUUGGACGAGAAACAUGCUUUGGACGAGAAACAUGCAUUGGACGAGAAACAUGCUUUGGACGAGAAACAUGCUUUGGACGAGAAACAUGCAUUGGACGAGAAACAUGCUUUGGACGAGAAACAUGCUUUGGACGAGAAACAUGCAUUGGACGAGAAACAUGCUUUGGACGAGAAACAUGCUUUGGACGAGAAACAUGCAUUGGACGAGAAACAUGCUUUGGACGAGAAACAUGCUUUGGACGAGAAACAUGCUUUGGACGAGAAACAUGCAUUGGACGAGAAACAUGCAUUGGACGAGAAACAUGCUUUGGACGAGAAACAUGCUUUGGACGAGAAACAUGCAUUGGACGAGAAACAUGCUUUGGACGAGAAACAUGCUUUGGACGAGAAACAUGCAUUGGACGAGAAACAUGCUUUGGACGAGAAACAUGCUUGGACGAGAAACAUGCUUUGGACGAGAAACAUGCUUGGACGAGAAACAUGCUUUGGACGAGAAACAUGCAUUGGACGAGAAACAUGCUUUGGACGAGAAACAUGCAUUGGACGAGAAACAUGCAUUGGACGAGAAACAUGCAUUGGACGAGAAACAUGCUUUGGACGAGAAACAUGCUUUGGACGAGAAACAUGCAUUGGACGAGAAACAUGCAUUGGACGAGAAACAUGCUUUGGACGAGAAACAUGCAUUGGACGAGAAACAUGCUUUGGACGAGAAACAUGCUUUGGACGAGAAACAUGCAUUGGACGAGAAACAUGCUUUGGACGAGAAACAUGCUUUGGACGAGAAACAUGCUUUGGACGAGAAACAUGCUUUGGACGAGAAACAUGCAUUGGACGAGAAACAUGCUUUGGACGAGAAACAUGCUUUGGACGAGAAACAUGCAUUGGACGAGAAACAUGCAUUGGACGAGAAACAUGCUUUGGACGAGAAACAUGCUUUGGACGAGAAACAUGCUUUGGACGAGAAACAUGCAUUGGACGAGAAACAUGCAUUGGACGAGAAACAUGCUUUGGACGAGAAACAUGCAUUGGACGAGAAACAUGCAUUGGACGAGAAACAUGCUUUGGACGAGAAACAUGCUUUGGACGAGAAACAUGCUUUGGACGAGAAACAUGCUUUGGACGAGAAACAUGCAUUGGACGAGAAACAUGCAUUGGACGAGAAACAUGCAUUGGACGAGAAACAUGCUUUGGACGAGAAACAUGCUUUGGACGAGAAACAUGCAUUGGACGAGAAACAUGCUUUGGACGAGAAACAUGCUUUGGACGAGAAACAUGCUUUGGACGAGAAACAUGCUUUGGACGAGAAACAUGCAUUGGACGAGAAACAUGCAUUGGACGAGAAACAUGCUUUGGACGAGAAACAUGCUUUGGACGAGAAACAUGCUUUGGACGAGAAACAUGCAUUGGACGAGAAACAUGCUUUGGACGAGAAACAUGCAUUGGACGAGAAACAUGCUUUGGACGAGAAACAUGCUUUGGACGAGAAACAUGCAUUGGACGAGAAACAUGCUUUGGACGAGAAACAUGCUUUGGACGAGAAACAUGCAUUGGACGAGAAACAUGCUUUGGACGAGAAACAUGCAUUGGACGAGAAACAUGCUUUGGACGAGAAACAUGCUUUGGACGAGAAACAUGCAUUGGACGAGAAACAUGCUUUGGACGAGAAACAUGCUUUGGACGAGAAACAUGCUUUGGACGAGAAACAUGCAUUGGACGAGAAACAUGCUUUGGACGAGAAACAUGCUUUGGACGAGAAACAUGCAUUGGACGAGAAACAUGCUUUGGACGAGAAACAUGCUUUGGACGAGAAACAUGCUUUGGACGAGAAACAUGCUUUGGACGAGAAACAUGCAUUGGACGAGAAACAUGCUUUGGACGAGAAACAUGCAUUGGACGAGAAACAUGCUUUGGACGAGAAACAUGCUUUGGACGAGAAACAUGCAUUGGACGAGAAACAUGCAUUGGACGAGAAACAUGCAUUGGACGAGAAACAUGCUUUGGACGAGAAACAUGCUUUGGACGAGAAACAUGCAUUGGACGAGAAACAUGCAUUGGACGAGAAACAUGCUUUGGACGAGAAACAUGCUUUGGACGAGAAACAUGCAUUGGACGAGAAACAUGCUUUGGACGAGAAACAUGCUUUGGACGAGAAACAUGCAUUGGACGAGAAACAUGCUUUGGACGAGAAACAUGCUUUGGACGAGAAACAUGCAUUGGACGAGAAACAUGCUUUGGACGAGAAACAUGCAUUGGACGAGAAACAUGCAUUGGACGAGAAACAUGCUUUGGACGAGAAACAUGCUUUGGACGAGAAACAUGCUUUGGACGAGAAACAUGCUUUGGACGAGAAACAUGCUUUGGACGAGAAACAUGCUUUGGACGAGAAACAUGCAUUUGGACGAGAAACAUGCUUUGGACGAGAAACAUGCUUUGGACGAGAAACAUGCUUUGGACGAGAAACAUGCUUUGGACGAGAAACAUGCAUUGGACGAGAAACAUGCUUUGGACGAGAAACAUGCAUUGGACGAGAAACAUGCAUUGGACGAGAAACAUGCUUUGGACGAGAAACAUGCAUUGGACGAGAAACAUGCAUUGGACGAGAAACAUGCUUUGGACGAGAAACAUGCAUUGGACGAGAAACAUGCUUUGGACGAGAAACAUGCUUUGGACGAGAAACAUGCAUUGGACGAGAAACAUGCUUUGGACGAGAAACAUGCUUUGGACGAGAAACAUGCAUUGGACGAGAAACAUGCUUUGGACGAGAAACAUGCAUUGGACGAGAAACAUGCAUUGGACGAGAAACAUGCUUUGGACGAGAAACAUGCUUUGGACGAGAAACAUGCUUUGGACGAGAAACAUGCUUUGGACGAGAAACAUGCUUUGGACGAGAAACAUGCAUUGGACGAGAAACAUGCUUUGGACGAGAAACAUGCUUUGGACGAGAAACAUGCUUUGGACGAGAAACAUGCUUUGGACGAGAAACAUGCAUUGGACGAGAAACAUGCUUUGGACGAGAAACAUGCAUUGGACGAGAAACAUGCAUUGGACGAGAAACAUGCUUUGGACGAGAAACAUGCAUUGGACGAGAAACAUGCAUUGGACGAGAAACAUGCAUUGGACGAGAAACAUGCUUUGGACGAGAAACAUGCUUUGGACGAGAAACAUGCAUUGGACGAGAAACAUGCUUUGGACGAGAAACAUGCUUUGGACGAGAAACAUGCAUUGGACGAGAAACAUGCUUUGGACGAGAAACAUGCAUUGGACGAGAAACAUGCAUUGGACGAGAAACAUGCUUUGGACGAGAAACAUGCAUUGGACGAGAAACAUGCUUUGGACGAGAAACAUGCAUUGGACGAGAAACAUGCAUUGGACGAGAAACAUGCUUUGGACGAGAAACAUGCUUUGGACGAGAAACAUGCUUUGGACGAGAAACAUGCUUUGGACGAGAAACAUGCUUUGGACGAGGUGGCAGGAGGUGA